Messenger RNA from Formica exsecta, 639 nucleotides. RefSeq names its product histidine-rich glycoprotein-like. The transcript has 4 exons. NCBI's taxonomy places the organism in Eukaryota, Metazoa, Arthropoda, Insecta, Hymenoptera, Formicidae. The coding region runs from base 220 to 639 and encodes 139 amino acids. The record is from RefSeq and is a predicted model, not a curated record.
CGUAUUUAGACACGUUAUGCGUGUAUCCUUUGGACUUUAUUUUUGAAUUUCUUCCUCUCCUAUAGAGGAAUUUUUUCUAUUUGUUACUCUUAACCAGUCUUUGGCCGGAAUAUAUCAAUCUUAUUAGAUCGGAUGUGGCCAUAAAAGCAAAGGAAGAAGAAUAUUAAAUAUUCAUAAGAAUGUAUUGGCGUAUUAUCAGUUCACAAUGCGCUAGGGGUGAUGGAGACAGUGGGCAAGCAAGUUCAGGUAGUGAGCGGACUGGGGGGUCCGGUGGGCCCUGUGGGCCCAGUUGGGGGAGAUUUGCAUCAUCAUCAUCACCCUCACCCGCACGCCCAUCCUCCGCACCCGCAUCCCCACCCCCACGGUCAUCCCCAUGGAUCCCACGGCCACUCGCUCGUCGGCGCGACGUCGAACCCCGGUAGGGGUCAAGCCCAACCACCCGUCUCGCAUAAUCAGCACUUACCUGCGAGGUCCACUCCUGUACAGCUGCAUAGACCAACGCAGAGCUAUGUCAACAUCAAGAGCAGCAGCCCAGUGUCUCCGAGGACGGUAGGAACGGGAGCGACGUACGUGCAGGGUGGCGCUGCCGCGUCUUCCGCGACGGCCGCAGCCGCGGCCCGGCAGGUGGCAACAGCGUGA